CAAAGACAUGCUUUUCACAGCUUUUAAACUUCCAUCCAUGUUCACUUUCCUUCCUGACACUUCACAAUAUAUCAACUAAUAGCUAUAAUAAAUGUUUCUAUUUGAAACUCCUGGAGGACAACCAAUGAAAUACAAAUCUCUGCAGGUCACAUGGUGGAGACAAACUGGCUCCUUGUCAGGAAACUCAGCAAUGAGCAUGCCAAUGAAAAUACCAUAUUUUCUUCUCAUGAUAAAGCGGCCGCGUCCAGCGGAGGGCUUCCCCACGUCCCCCCUGGUGGACACGUGAAUGAACAGAGUCAGGUUUCUGGAUCGCUUCUCUCCAGAUGAACGGUGGGGGGAAUUAGCACGAGGAUUGCCGCGGGAGGGAGGUAGCUGCCUCACAGAGCCUUCUUAAUGUGAGGAGAUUACAGCGGAGCGUGGUGAAGAGGACUCCUCCAUCCAAAAACAAUGAGCAGAGUUAGUUUCUUUGAGGUGGAGAUACUGGACCCCAAAUCUAAGAGGCAGCUCUGCUUUUUGGACAAGGUGGAACCCCAUGCCACAAUUGGUGAUAUCAAGAAUCUAUUUCAUAAAUCCUACCCCCAGUGGUACCCGGCCAGACAGUCUCUCUGGAUUGACCCGAAGGGAAAACCACUGAAAGACGAUGAAAUACUACAAAAUCUACCGGUUGGGACCACUGCAACAAUGUACUUUAAAGAUCUUGGUCCACAGUUAGGGUGGACUAUGGUGUUUUUGGCAGAGUACGUUGGCCCUCUCUUUAUUUAUCUGCUGUUCUAUUUCCGUGUCCCGUACAUCUACCGACACAAGUACGUCUUUACAUCCAGCCCCCAUCCGGUGGUCACUCUGGCCUGUGUGUGCCAUUCAUUCCACUACAGCAAGAGGCUCAUUGAAACCAUAUUUGUGCACCGUUUUUCCCACGGUACCAUGCCGCUGCGCACUAUCGCACGGAACUGUGUGUACUACUGGGGAUUUGCUGCAUGGCUGGCGUAUUACAUAAAUCAUCCUCUUUACACACCACCAUCCUAUGGGGACAUUCAAGUAAACUAUGCACUGGCCAUGUUUGUGGUCUGUGAAGUGGGUAACUUCUCAAUACAUCUGGCUCUCAAUAGCCUUAAAUCUGAGGGGUCCAGAUCGAGAAUGAUUCCAUACCCAACGAAGAAUCCAUUCACCUGGCUCUUCUUCUUUGUGUCCUGUCCGAAUUACACAUAUGAGGUGGGAGCCUGGCUGAGCUUCACAGUCAUGACCCAGUGUGUUCCAGUGGCCCUGUUCACCUUCGUGGGCUUCAUCCAGAUGACGAUCUGGGCAAAAGGAAAGCACAGCACCUACAGCAGAGAGUUUAAGGACUACCCCCACUUCAGGAUGCCCAUCAUUCCAUUCUUUCUCUGAGGAGAUGCCAGGGAUCGUGUGGCGGUCAGCCAGUUGGGCUGGGAGACAGCAGAGGCCCUUCGUCUGAACCAGCUUCGGCUUAGAGAGCUGCAAUCUCUUCUCUGUAGCAUGGUGAAAGUCUUCUUCGCUAUUGCUGUGCACUCCAUAUGCAACUGUAGUUGAGUCCAGAGUGAGGCAGGUAAGAGUCCUGCAGGUUUCACAGACCUUUAGUAACUGAUGUUGGCAAUGAGUGAACCCAGUGUUAAUGAGUGAACCGAAGUCCUACUUCAACAGACUUACAUUCUCCAAUUAGAUCUAUGGAACAAAGGACCUAUCAGCCCUCGAGGAUAGGGGUUUUCUUUAACACGAGAACUUAAAGGUGACAAAUAUAGAAUUUUCUGGUUAUUUAUGACUAGGUUGUGGUGGUUUUUGGGGAAAAAGAUGAUGCUUACCAGAAGGUUUGUCUUACAAAAUAGCUUACUUAAAUUACUUGUCAUUCCUGUACGCCAUCUGUUAUGUAAAAAUAUGUGAAACCUAAAAUUUGUUUUAAACCUGAAAUAUAUGCAAACACCAAAAGGGGGAAACUACAUCUAAUGAAGUGUAAAUACCUUUGGGGUGUGAUCAAGGUAUUCAGAUGAGCUGAAUGUCUACUAUCAGAUCUCUGUCAAGGGCUUUGCAGAUUGUGGACUGCACGGAGGGAUUAACUGUUCUUUACUGAAAAGUGUGUGUCAUAUUUCAAAAAAUAUGAACCUAUUCAGAACCUAUGUACAAGUUAGACAAAUUUUGGGAAGUUUUGUGAUUCUAAUGGACACGAAUAUACAGUCCUACAACAUAUGAACAGGGUAAAGAUUAUAGCAUUAAUAUCAAGCUGUGGAAUACCAGCUAUCUUUUUCAUUCAACCACAAUAUUCAAGCUGUAAUGUUCAUAACAUUAGCUAGCUAUGCAAUAGUGAAGGGAUUCCACUGUACGGGUAACUUUCUUAAAGAAACACUGAUCUGUGCCCAUCUUAUAGAAGACUCAAGUGUUCGCAUUAGAGUACAAUAAGAUCAAUAAUAAACAUCUAAGAACUACAUCGUACUCA
Molecule: messenger RNA, 2443 nt
Organism: Anguilla anguilla (European eel)
Lineage: Eukaryota; Metazoa; Chordata; Actinopteri; Anguilliformes; Anguillidae
Product: very-long-chain enoyl-CoA reductase
Exons: 15
Coding region: 448-1383 (311 amino acids)
Biological process (GO): very long-chain fatty acid biosynthetic process
Molecular function (GO): oxidoreductase activity, acting on the CH-CH group of donors
Source: RefSeq, a predicted model, not a curated record